Oryzias melastigma (Indian medaka) is the source of this 2756-nucleotide messenger RNA. It is a transcript of the gene vps37c, whose product is annotated as VPS37C subunit of ESCRT-I. The transcript is spliced from 5 exons. Gene Ontology annotation, cellular component: ESCRT I complex. NCBI's taxonomy places the organism in Eukaryota, Metazoa, Chordata, Actinopteri, Beloniformes, Adrianichthyidae. Bases 941 to 1990 code for a protein of 349 amino acids. The record is from RefSeq and is a predicted model, not a curated record. Gene Ontology annotation, biological process: protein targeting to membrane; ubiquitin-dependent protein catabolic process via the multivesicular body sorting pathway; protein targeting to vacuole.
UGUGUAUGUAUAUAUGUGAAACCUUGUUGAUGACUGAGGUGAUCAUUUACUAUGUUUUUGGAGAAGCAAGAAUGAAGAUAUAUUUGUGCCAUCACAUUGCAAGUCACAGUUUAGAGAUUGACAUUUUUCUAAAUUGCGAACAAAAUGUUCGGUCUUUAAGCUAUAGCUUCCUUAGUAAAUGAAAAUAUAUAUAUAUAUUAAAAAAAAAGAAACAACAACAACGUGGCCAAAUUUGACCCCCACAUAUUUUCCAUGGUUUAAAAAAUACAGCAAAUCUCUCAAAAAUUCAAAGAUUUUGAAAGCUUUUAAAACUUGGGAUUUAUUUUGAUUUUUUUUUUUUAUCUAACUAGCUAGUUUUCUGUCAUCAAAAUUGUGUUUUUAUUUUAUUUUAUUUUAUUUUAUUUUAUUUUAUUUUAUUUUAUUUUAUUUUAUUUUAUUUUAUUUUAUUUUAUUUUAUUUUAUCUGUUGCCCCUUCUUUAUUCUCGUGUUCUUCUGCAUGGCUAUGAAGUUUUGUCAAUAAAGUUUUGGGGAAAAAAACGUCGUGACGUUCUUCCAAGUGAACACUACCCCCGGCAGUGGAUGCUUCCAAAAUGGCGGCGGUUCCUGUCGGAGUACAUUGAAACUUUCAAACAUUUCUGUCGUUUUCUCGACCGUCCGUUGUAUGUUGAGUGCACAAAACCUGUUUUAAAACACGGGUGAACAGGAAUCGAAGACGAGGACUUCGGAAAGACUCAACUGGACCAGCUUUCUGGACCUUGGGAUUCGUUUUAAUUGGCAGCUCGUUAGGAUUUUUGACAGCCGUCUGUCGGAGCCGGACUGCCACCUUUUUAGGUGGGACAUUGGUCAGGUAGUUGAGGGCCAACUCCGGUGGUGAUCGGAUACAGAAGAGGUUCGGGUCAAUUCCACACAAAUUCGUCCAUACCGCUAUCCUGUGAAUCACAUGGAGAAGCUCCAAGACCUGAGCCAGUCAGAGCUGGAGGAGCUGUUGGACAACCCAGAGAGGGUGGAGUCAAUGGCCUUGGAGUCUGACGAGAUCCAGAACAUUCAGCUGGAGAGGGAGAUGGCGCUGGCAUCCAAUCGCAGCCUGGCUGAACAAAAUCUGGAUUUUAGACCUCGUUUGGAGUCACAGAAGGAGCUGCUAGUGGCCAGAUACUCCAAACUGGAGGCCUUCAGAGAAGCCUACAGACAACACUGCUCCCAGAGAGAUGGUAUGGUGGGGAAGGUGUCUCCUGAAGCUAUGCUGUCCAGACUACAGACAGGGAGCAGUAGAACAGAAAUGGAGUCAGAGGCUCUGGCGGAUGAGUUUCUGGAGGGUUCCCUGUCCUUAGACUCCUUCCUCGACCGCUUUCUCUCGCUGCGCUCGCUCGCUCACCAACGGCGCGUUCGAAUAGAAAAACUCCAGGAAAUUCUUCGACAGAAGAACCAAGCUAAUUCCUUUGAGAUGAAACCACCCGUAGACAUCAGUCAAAGCAGCACCACCACACCAUGGAAUCAGCAAUCGACCGUAACGACAACAGCCCAUCAUCAACAGGAGCCCAACUCUCCACCACAGCCUCAUCCGGCCGCCUCUUCUGGCUCUGAUGGCCUGCCCUACAGCCCGUACCCCGUCCCUCCAACAAACCCCCCGCCUGUAGUGCCAGCAGCCGGUCCAAUCCCAAACAACUCUACCUCUGGGUUUGCUCCAUAUGCAGGAGCAGGAUCCCCCUUUACCCCUACGGGGAGUUAUCCGGCUCCUCGGGCUGCGUUUGGGCCUCCCACUGCAGUCACUUGUCCUUAUCCAGCACAGCCAUCCUUCCCAACCCCCCAUCCUGGGUCGGCGUUUGGCCAGUACACUCCCAACAACCCCCACAGUGCCCCUUCUACAUAUCCAGGAUCAUACAUCUACGGGGGCUACUGCUACCCCUCUGGGCCCCCUUAUCCCAGCUCUCAGUCUUCACCUGGGAAGCCCGUACACAGACCAGGAUACAGAGUCCCUCAGCCAUACUCCUGAAGGCACGGCCACCGCUGUCCUCCUCCUUUAUACUCUCUGCUUAACCUUGUUGCACUAUUUCUGUCUCUUAUUUUCACUCCCGUCUUUUCCCCCUCCAGAUGAAUCAACUUGACUGCCCCAAACUAGUCUCAGGUUGUCGCGUUGUGCUGAAGUGUUACACACUUGUAUUGACUCUCCAUAGUUUGUGCUGCUGUGUUUCAAUCACAAAGUCAACACGAACACAAAAAUGCACUCUACCCUCUGAUAAGUACAGUCUGUAACCAGCUGAAUCAGCUGUUCAGAAUCCCUGAACAUCUUUUCUUGUUAGUUUUGUUUCUUCAUUUUCACCAUGGGAGGUGUUUGCACAACCCCUAGUGGACAGAAGCUGUAACUUUAAAAGCGAGCUACACUUAAGUUUUGUUAACCAAAGAUACUUCAUUUGUUAACAGUCUGUUUCAAUGUUGAUGAAAUGCUGACAAGGUGAGCUAUCUGCAGCUUCUCCUCAAACGCUACACUUCAUUUUUAUCACGCAUACUGUCAAGAAGCUCAUGAGGGAAACAGCAAAGACAUUUCAGUCGUCCUCUUUUUAGUGGAGCGGAUGCUCAUCAGCAGGGCCAAACUACAAACGUGUGUUCGUCCCACCCUGAAGGAAUCCUGAACGGGGCUCAUGAAUACCAACAUUAGUUGAACUUUUUUUAAUAUGGUGUUCAAUAAUUGAAAACGUCAAAAACUACAUUUAGUGUGAGACUGAGACUGUCAUCUGAAUAAAGUUCUACCAGACAUUGAU